CUCCGCCACGGUACUCCGCCUUUGCCGCCGGUGCCGCGGCCACCCCACGGCCCCGAGCCGACCUCGGGAGCAGGACACCGGAAGUGCUGUCCCGGAAGCGGCGUACGAGGCGUCAUCAGAACAUGGCGGCCUGAGGCAAAGGCGCUCCUUGCUUUCCCCUCCGCAGGUGCGUGGGGCGCCGCGCCGCUGCCGCUGACCUGCCGGCCCCAGGGCGGCCUUGCCGCUGUCGCAGCGGCUUUCGGGGUGGGAAGCGCUGGGGCAACGAUCCAAACAAAGAGAGUGCAGCUGAUUCUCAAAAUGCAGUAUUCCCAUCACUGUGAGCACCUUCUAGAGAGACUGAACAAGCAGCGAGAAGCUGGCUUCCUGUGUGACUGCACGGUGGUGAUUGGCAACUGCCAGUUCAAGGCGCACAGGAACGUGCUGGCCUCCUUCAGCGAGUACUUCGGUGCGUUUUACAGAGAUGCAUCUGACAACAACGUCGUAUUGGACCAGACUCAAGUGAAAGCUGAUGGAUUCCAAAAACUCCUGGAGUUUAUUUAUACGGGAAACUUAAACCUUGACAGCUGGAAUGUUAAAGAAAUCCACCAGGCUGCAGACUAUCUGAAAGUAGAAGAAGUGGUCACAAAAUGCAAAAUCAAGAUGGAAGACUUUGCCUUUAUUGCUAAUCCCUCUUCCACGGAGACAUCCAGCAUCACUGGGAAUGUUGAACUGAACCAGCAGACAUGCCUUCUGACUCUCCGAGAUUAUAACAGCCGGGAGAAAGCAGACACCACUGCUGCAGAGUUGGUUCAACCACAGGCAAAGAAAGCAGCUCUAGAAAAGAAAUCUCCUCAGCCAAAGAAGCGAAAGAAGAACUUCAGCUCCCCCAAAAGCAUACAGAAUAAAUCUAUGCAGUAUCAGAACGACGUGACCGAGAACACAUCCAUUGAAAUGUUCCUAGAUGCAAACAAGCUGGCCACCCAGAUCACCGAGCAGGCUGCCCAGGGCAGCGACAACUCUGAGCUGCAGCUGGCAUCUGUGGUGGAAAGCGAAACGCUGGCGGCGCAGGAUAUCUUGGUCCAGACUAUUGCAGUGAAACAGAAGCGGGGCAAGCCCCAGCAGAGCUGUGCACUGAAGGAGCACUGCAUGUCGAACAUAGCCAGUGAGAAGAGCGCUUACCAGCUGGAGAGCUCAGCAGAAGAGCUGGACCAGAAGUACUCCAAAGCUAAGCCCGUGUGCAACACCUGUGGAAAGGUCUUUUCAGAAGCAAGUAGCCUCCGUCGACACAUGAGAAUACACAAAGGAGUGAAACCCUACGUGUGCCAGCUUUGUGGGAAGGCCUUCACCCAGUGCAAUCAGUUGAAAACACAUGUAAGGACUCACACAGGGGAGAAGCCAUACAAGUGUGAACUCUGUGACAAAGGCUUUGCUCAGAAGUGCCAGUUGGUAUUCCACAGUCGGAUGCACCAUGGAGAGGAGAAACCAUACAAGUGUGAUGUCUGCAACCUGCAGUUUGCAACAUCAAGCAAUCUGAAGAUCCACGCCAGGAAGCACAGCGGGGAGAAGCCCUACGUGUGUGACCGCUGUGGGCAGCGCUUUGCCCAGGCCAGCACCCUCACCUACCACGUGCGCCGCCACACCGGGGAGAAGCCCUACGUGUGUGACAGCUGUGGAAAGGCCUUUGCUGUCUCCAGCUCUCUCAUCACCCAUUCCCGAAAACAUACAGGAGAGAAGCCAUAUAUCUGUGGCAUUUGUGAGAAGAGUUUUAUUUCCUCUGGAGAGCUCAAUAAACAUUUUCGGUCCCAUACAGGUGAAAGACCAUUUAUCUGUGAAAUGUGUGGAAAUUCUUACACAGAUAUAAAAAAUCUUAAGAAGCACAAAACAAAAGUUCACACAGGAUCUGAGACUCCUCCUGAUUCUACUGCACUUGAUAAUUCUUUCAAUGAACAAGAAUCCAUCCAGAAUCAGAAGAGUCCUUUAUCAGAGUCCAUAGAUGUGAAACCCUCUGAGAUGUCUUUAGCACUUCCUCUUCCCAUUGGGACUGAAGACCAUCAGAUGCUGCUUCCUGUGACAGGCAGUCAGUCUCCUUCAUCAGAAACAUUGCUAAGGUCUGCUGUGACUGGAUAUUCAGAACCUCAGUUUAUUUUCUUGCAGCAGUUGUACUGACAGUGCAGAGCCCUUGGUGGUGAACCUGCACACGUUGGGUAAGAUGAAAACAGGUUCAAGCAAGCAGUCACCAUUUUUGACUUGUUCUUUUUGUUCCUCUGUGUGAAGACACUUGUCAGGCAUUUCCAUUGUGCAGUGCUGUCUUGCAGUCUUUGUUGAAUUGUGCUAAUCUACAAUCAAAUUUCUACUUGCAAUUAACACUGAUUUCCAGGAGACAAUUCCUUUCCAGCAUCACCUGCCUUAAGAAUUCUCUGUUCAAUCUGUUAAUGUUUUUGGAGAUCUCCUUCCAUGUUCCUGCUGGUCUGACGUGUCACAAUGUCACUUGAGACAAUUGAAGCCAUAUUUGAUAGUAAUAGCAUUAACCCAGAGGUCUAAGGGGAGAAUGAGAAGUUGAAUGUAGUAACCACUUUGUACUCUUGCGUUUCAGGGUGGUAGAGCGGUGGAUGGAAGGUAGGCCAGUGCUCCGGUGGGGUGCUUGCUAAGAGUUACUGCUGUCUGCCAGAACAGCUGCCUUCAAGUGAAGUCUGACCACAGGGAAAGAAAGUUGUGCAUGUUUUUUUCUGUAGUGUGGUAAGUCAGAGGGUAAUGGCAUAGAUACUGCUGGGUAUUCUUUCCAGCAGGGCACUCUGUCUUUUUUUUAAGUGAAGCCAUCAUUGUAUCUCAACCAGAUUUCAUUUUCACACCCCUAAAAUGCCCUGGUUUUGGCACAAACAGCAACAUUUGCACCAAGGACAGCUGGAACAUGUAUGUGGUAGAUGAGAGGAAAAGAUGCAUUGACUUAAUCGAGGCAUGAAUCAUGGCUUCAGAGUUGUUUCGUUUUACAGUAGUGCUGCUUCUUGUGCUAGACAAUAGGUACAAAAGAGGAAAUAAAUCCUGCCUUUCACUGUGAAAACAAGAAGUGAAUGCUGCAUGAGUGGGCAUUAUGGAAGAACACAAGAGAGCCAGACCGAUACUUUUCCAGGCAAGGGUUUGUCAGAGUAGAGCUGAUUGGUUUUCACUAAGUAUUUAUGUAUUGAUUUACCUCUCACUUCACUUGUCCAUAGUAGCUGCACAAACUGGUAUCUAGCAAGAUACCUAUCCAGGUGUGUUCAUUACUAGCCAUAUAUGUUUUGAAAAAGCAACACUUUCAGUGUCUUGGUAGGGUCUUUAGGUAAAAGACAGGUGACAAUAGGAGUACUUCACUACUCCUCUUUGCCAGUUUGUGCCAUUAAUGUAAUGUAAGCAUUAUUUAAGUAAUCAUCCAGCAGUUGCAAUACUGCACCAACAAUGCAUUUAAAGAGAUGGUUUGUUGGUUAUUACUUGGUGCUAGCAUUUUAUUUCCACGGAUGCCUUGUGUCCAGUCACUGCUAAAUAGAAGAGCACAGGCAGUACCUCUUAACUGAGUCUAUUCUACAUGGAAUAAUAAUUGAUCUGCACCUUAAUUAAACAGACCUGUGAAAAAUUUCUUGGAGGACUUCAUUUAAAUACUCUGCAAAUGAUCCCUGGACUCCAGAGCAUGACUGUAGGUUAUUUUUUUUUUCUCUUCCUAUGUUUGUACUUGUAAAGUAACAGACCUUGAGCUUCUUUGUGUCGGUCAUCUUAGUGUGUGGCACCUGUAAAAACUCCUCUUCUUGAUCAUAUUUUACGCUGUAAUACGUAGCAGAUUUGCUGAAAAAGUCCAGCACAGACAGCAAGAAGUAUGACUGUGUUCACCAGAGUGAAUUCUUGCCAUUCCUGCCUCGCUUUUACUUUCUUUGCUUAUCUGUACUACAGCAUUUAUGAACAGCUGAUGUCCUUCAUGCUGCCAAAGGACAAUGGAUGAAGUUCUCUCAUACUUUCUUUUUCUGUUUGGUAUUUCCCCUUUUCCUCCCCUUUUUUCUUUUUAAGCUUCUGUUGUUGAUGUAGCAACUGAAGGAUUCCUUGGCCUUGCUGUUUGAAGAACCACAAAGAUCAGGAUCUUGACUCUGUAAAAAAGCGAAUUCUGUGUAGCUUGUCCUAAGGUUCCUCUUCAGUUUCUGUCUCUGAAAAUAGGGAUAGACAUAGACUUAGUCAUGAAUACUGAAGAACAACCCCAUAUAACUGAUAAAAUUCAUACUGAAAACAGCUUUGGAAGAUAAACUAAUGAUAGGCUGCUGUUAUCUGAGGAGAAGUAUCUGAAGGUUAACGUAUCCAAGGGAAAUGACCACAAGAGAGAACUAGCUCUGGAAAAAGACUUUUAAAACAAUGACAUUCCUACAUAGAAGAUGCAUUCCACAACAGUAUUUGUUUGGACUGUUUUUAUAUUCCUAAAGCUAUAGCUUAUUACUGUAUCCUUAGAUUUCAGACUUUUAAAAAAAAUACAGUGCUUAGAUUUAUACAAGAUUUGUUUAGAUACUUAUAACAGUAACACUUCCUUUAUUAGUCAUUUAGUUUUCUUUAUAGACAAGAAGAUAAUCAUUAUUUUUUACAAGACAACAUUUUUAACCUUUCUUACUAGAAUACACAGGCUUGUAGUUUGGUCUUGGAGCAAUAAUUUAGUGACCUGCACUCUUUGAGUCCCCAUCUCAGAGUCUUGAUUUUUAUCCUCAUCUUUUGUGAAGAUAUCUCAGCUGCUGAGGUAUGAUCUCUAUGAACUGUAUUCAUUUACUAGAAUAUAGAUUUUAAAUAUAUAUAUAAAUAUAUAUAAAUAUAUAAAUAUUUGUAGGUGUGUUGAGGCUGGGUGCUGCAGGACCUGAAGAAGCAGGUCUGUACUGUACCUUUUGCCACUAGAUGCAUGGAAUUCAGCUGCACAUCCAAUCUACUAUUAAGGAUUCUGAGUUUGUUUUGGAGGUACAAGGUUUUGAACAGUAUUGAGCAUUUCUGUGAAGGAUUUUUAUGGGGAAGCAUGAAAUCUUUUCAGGCAGACACCUCCUUGAGACCUACCUGCAGAAGAAAAGAGGUGAUUUUAAUAACUCAUUUGGAGAAAGUGACAUGAUUUGUCACACGGUUGUUUCAGUACUAUUUCAGUCAGUUUUGCACUUAAGCUGAUGCAAGUUUUGCUUGAAAAUCUGUGUCUAGAAAUCUCUGGAUUGGCCAUUUGGAUAUAGUUACCUGAGAAUAGCUCCUUGUAGACACUUGCUUCCAAAUAAUGUGCCUAAUGUGGGCACAAAGCACAACAGCUUCUGGAAUAAUGUGUUUCCAAAAUUUUGUCAAGUACAGAUGAAUUCCUUGUCAAGGAUUUCAGGGCUGUGAUCUUGGAGAGCCUACUGAUAAUCCUCACAGAAUGAAAUUCAGAUAAAGACUCAUAACUGAUGGUUUUGGUUAAAUUAUUUUUGAAGUAUCUUUCAUGUAUAUACAUUUUUUCCUCUGUUGUUUGUAUAUACCUCAACUCUCAAUUUUAUAAUCCCCUGGGAAGGGAGGGAGUUGUACAUACUUAGCCUGAAGUGGUUUAUGUUAGACUUUAAUAAACUUGUUUUGUAAUUUUCCCUCA
Molecule: messenger RNA, 5572 nt
Organism: Pogoniulus pusillus (Red-fronted tinkerbird)
Lineage: Eukaryota; Metazoa; Chordata; Aves; Piciformes; Lybiidae
Gene: MYNN
Product: myoneurin
Exons: 8
Coding region: 298-2145 (615 amino acids)
Biological process (GO): regulation of transcription by RNA polymerase II
Cellular component (GO): nucleus
Molecular function (GO): protein binding; DNA-binding transcription factor activity, RNA polymerase II-specific
Source: RefSeq, a predicted model, not a curated record